Messenger RNA from Eruca vesicaria subsp. sativa (arugula), 222 nucleotides. Lineage: Eukaryota; Viridiplantae; Streptophyta; Magnoliopsida; Brassicales; Brassicaceae. The record is from the annotation of a GenBank genome assembly.
AUGUUGUUCACUUUUGCGAGCGUGACUCAUCCAGAGACGUUACCAAAAGUUGCUGGAAGAAGCACCUUCUCCUGCACCGAGUUGCGAAAAGCCAUGAGUGAUGCAGCAGUUGCAGCAGCAGCGUCGAUUGCUUAUAUUGGCGUUGGUACGGUGGAGUUUCUUUUAGAUGAAAAAGGUUCCUUCUAUUUCAUGGAAAUGAACACUAGAAUCCAGGUUGGAUAA